GGGGAGACUGUUGCCUGAGGUCUUACACAAAUACACUUAGCGCAUCACGUGGAAACAAGGCUAACCUUGUGACAAUCUGUGCUGACUGGGUAGCCGUGCUUUUAAGUUACCCCGCCCCAUUCUACUUACUAUUGUGAAGCUUCAACGCCAACAUGCAUCUGCCAAAUGCAUCCCCCAAAUGCAUCCCCCAAACGCAUCCCCCAAACGCAUCCCCCAAACGCAUCCCCCAAACUCUCAAAUGCAUCUCUCAAACGCAUCCCCCAAAGCACAUCUCUCAAAUGCAUCUCCCAAAUAUAUCAUCUCCCAAAUACAUCAUCUCCCAAAUACAUCAUCUCCCAAAUACAUCAUCUCCCAAAUACAUCAUCUCCCAAAUACAUCAUCUCCCAAAUACAUCAUCUCCCAAAUACAUCAUCUCCCAAAUACAUCAUCUCCCAAAUACAUCAUCUCCCAAAUACAUCAUCUCCCAAAUACAUCAUCUCCCAAAUACAUCAUCUCCCAAAUACAUCAUCUCCCAAAUACAUCAUCUCCCAAAUACAUCAUCUCCCAAAUACAUCAUCUCCCAAAUACAUCAUCUCCCAAAUACAUCAUCUCCCAAAUACAUCUCUCAAAUGCAUCCCCUAAAGCCACAUCCCAGACUAUCAUGCCCAAGUCCAUCACCGGAAGCAUGCAAAACCUUGCUCAAAGAGCGGGUCGAACCCUGGCCUUAUUCGGAUAGACCCGCCUUCGGCUUCCUGACGACGAAGAGAGGGCAUUGGCGGAUUUGUGCCUACGCAUGUCUGCGCAUGCAGAUUACUUUACAAGCAGACGUGCCUACUGCGUAGACGGAAUCGAGCUCAGGCAGUUGUGUAUUUGCACAGUAUCGCACAAGCAGACUUGCACAGGCAGGACAGGGCUUACGUUGACGUGCGUACGCGGAAUCGUGCCUACAAGUAAGCAAACGUGAAUUGGCACAAUUUGCACAAGCAAACUUGAGGUGUCGCAGACAAAAUCAAGUUGAGGGUUUUGCGUGACAUCGUUGCACUUGCGACCGAGGACCUCUCCGCUU
Molecule: messenger RNA, 1045 nt
Organism: Colletotrichum godetiae
Lineage: Eukaryota; Fungi; Ascomycota; Sordariomycetes; Glomerellales; Glomerellaceae
Exons: 1
Coding region: 153-821 (222 amino acids)
Source: RefSeq, a predicted model, not a curated record